CCCGCGCAAGUUGUUGUUGUGUCCUUAGAAAGGCCCAUUCGCUUUCUUGAUAAAUUUUGCAGAUCGUUAGAUGCUUAAUUUUCUGUCGCGUGAUACUUUAAGCUCUUAAUUUUCCUCCCAUGUACAAAGUAUAAAUGCAAUCAAACUGAAAGUGAUCUGAAAAAUGGCAACUGGAGACAUGAGGAUUUCUCAGUCCGCCAUUACGAAUUGCUCAGAGACAAAACGAGUUCAUUUGAUGGCCUGUGAGGUAGAUCAUGAUGGGGAAGCUCAGGUAUCAGAUUAUUUCGAUCCAACUGUGCGAGACGAAGGUACAAGCUCGGGGGUGCAAAAUGGCGAAUCAGCCCUUAGUGCAUCCUUUAGAGGGCGUGGUCUGAAGGGAUGUGUCCUUAACAUACCCACAGGGUAUUCUGGGUUUGUGAUGAAAGAAGGAAGAAGACCUAUCACUGAUGAGGAGGAUCGAGUGAUGAAAGCCACUCAUAAGUUUUCACAGUUCACCUACUGGAAUUUAGAGACUCCAACCUCAAAUAAUGAUGCUAUUGUGAAAGCUAUGCAAUGGAUAAAUAUUGCCUCUGCACUUCAUGGUGCUGAGGUGGACAAUGAGAAUGCCACUCCAGAAAACAUCAGAUGAUAUGGAACAAUAAUGGGUUAUUAUUGAACAACUUAGAGCAAAGAGCGGUACUGAUAAUGACUGAUUGUCAUCUAAAGUAAAUAUAAAAUUCGGCAAUAAGCUUGGUUAGUUAGAAAAAAUGCAUUUUUCAGGUUUUAGUGUAUUCAAUUUCUAAAAGGAAGACUGGACUAAUUCUGAAACUCUUUAGUUGUUGAGCAUUUCCUUUAUUCCUAUGACUGUAAUGGUUGAUUCAGCAGUGAUACUGUUCAUAGGAAUUGGUUGCUAGUCACCUUAGGGGCGGAGGCUUUAAGUCAUAACCAAAAACACAGAACUCAUUUCACAAAGGAUCAAACCUGCAUGUACUAACCUGCAGCCUAGCUGAAGGUCGUGUGGUAGCUAUCUGGACCCUCCUAUCAAAUAAUUAUAAAUCUCUGCAAGUGUACAUGUUCAGUUUGGGACCAGAGGAAGGGGGUAAUCCCCAUCUCCUUUUUUUUUUUUUUUUUAAUUUUUUUUAUUAACAUGAACAGGGACCCUAUAAACACAUCACCUUCCCAUUUAUAAUGUGUGCUCAGCCUUGAACACUCACAAGUAGUUAUUUGAAUACCAGCAAUGCAGGCUAGGCAAAAAAAAUACUUAUUGCUGGUGAUCAACUUUAGGUGAAAACAGGUACGCAGAUGCUGAUGCAAAUUCUGAAAAGCUUCAAAAAAUACCCCAGGGUAGUUUAUUUAAUCUUCUCAACUGUUUUUCAUUACCAACAAAGUGUUUCAUUUGCCUGCUGCCACAGCACAAGACUUUCCUCAGAAACUAAUCAAUAAAAACACCAGACAGUAUAAUUAUGGAGUGUGUUGCAGAUUUAUUAAGAACCCAGCAGUAAUAUUUAGCAGUAAAUCUUUUCAAACAUCUAAAACCAAGAAUGACAAAAAAAUAAUAAAAGUCUCUUUCUAUGAAAUGCUUAACCCUUUAACUCCCAAGAUAUCAUCACUAACUCUCCUUACUGCCUCCCACACAAUUCUUAUGAUGUUAGUUUGGAGAAUUUGGUUUUGGAGAAAGGGUUAACUGAUACAGAAGCCAAUAAUAAUGCUUAACUCUUUCACUCCCAAGAUCCCAUUAGUAAUUCUCCUUACUGCCUCCCACACAAUUCAUAUGAUGUUAGUUUGGAGAAUUUGGUUUUGGAGAGAUCUGUCUUGGUCACUCAUGGGAGUUAGAGGGUUACCUGGUACAGAAGCCUGUAACAUUGCACCAUACAAAAAAACUAUUUUGUUGAUUUAACUUCAUCCGUUAAAACUCUAGAAUUUACUUUUAAACCUAACAAGAAUGCUAUUGGACAAGUUUAGCAAUUGAGAAAUGGUGAAAUUAAGCACUUUUUGCAAUCCUGCACUUUUAUAUUAUCCCCAAACUGUCCCAGACUUGGCAUUCCAAAACACUUAGAAACAACAAUCUUCGUGGAAGUUUUCUACACAAAUUAUUUUCUUGGAUGAAUUAUUUAAAAGCCAACAGAAAUAUAAUAAGCCCCAUAUUUACCAUCUACCUCAUUUGGUAAUACUCUUGUAAAAUGUCACUACUCCACAAUAGAUAUUAUUUUUGUAGCUGUUGAAUCCUAUUACACAAAUAAACCUUCAUAUUUUCUUGUGUCAAA
Messenger RNA from Pocillopora damicornis (cauliflower coral), 2243 nucleotides. RefSeq names its product ribonuclease H2 subunit C. NCBI's taxonomy places the organism in Eukaryota, Metazoa, Cnidaria, Anthozoa, Scleractinia, Pocilloporidae. Gene Ontology annotation, cellular component: ribonuclease H2 complex. The record is from RefSeq and is a predicted model, not a curated record. Gene Ontology annotation, biological process: RNA catabolic process.